AUGAACAAAGUUUUGAAAUCUCAUAAACACAAUAUCUCCGAUAUAAAUGAACUUCAAGCUACAUUAAAUAGUAAAGCCGACAAGAACCAUACACAUAAAUCCUUCACUACUGUUAGAGCAGACGACAUAAUAUUGAACUUUGACCUUGGUUCAAGUGCACCAUUAGAGAAUCCGAGUACAAGCGUAAAAGAUACUCUUAACAAUUUAGAUAAGAGUUGCAGGAAUAUCGAAGAUCAUGCCAGAAACUUUGAAGCAUAUGAACUACCCGCAAUGUUAGAUAAGAAAGCAGACAAAACUUAUGUGGAUGCAGAACUAACAAAGAAAUUUUCGAAACCAGAUACAAUGAUAUUUACAACAGAAAUUAUAAAUGGUGAACCAGCAACUCCAUUUGAAUUUGUUAGAGGUCUUCAACCAGAUACUUUUGAAUUUUUCUUGGAUAAUUCUAUUGAACUAACAUUACAUUAUAAAAGUGGAACAAAUGCAACAUUUCAUCCGGGAGAUACAUUCCAAAUGGUAUUUAAUGACAUAAGUUCUUUAGAAUAUGUUUAUAGAGUUAUGAGCAUAUAUGAUUUAAUAUAUCCUAUAGGAGCUGUUUAUACGUCUAUGAAUCCAAUAAAUCCAAACACUUUAUUUGGUGGUAGAUGGUAUGAAAUAGUUGACAGUUUUCCAUUCUACACUAAUACGCAGUCAAUGAAGAUGGGAGGUUCAAAGAAAAUAGGUAUUGAAAACCUUCCUUCACAUAUGCAUAGGUUCAGUGGAAGAACAUCUGUGGAAGGAAACCAUUCACAUUCAAUAACAAAAAGAGGUUAUAUAAAUCUUGCAGCGGGUUCGAAUAGACAGGGAAUGAACAGAUAUGAUAUCUCAGAUGACCCCAAAGAU
This is a messenger RNA of Trichomonas vaginalis G3, 879 nucleotides long. Its product is annotated as keratin-associated protein family. The annotation marks the transcript as partial. The record is from RefSeq and is a predicted model, not a curated record. The transcript has a single exon. NCBI's taxonomy places the organism in Eukaryota, Parabasalia, Trichomonadida, Trichomonadidae.